Molecule: messenger RNA, 1157 nt
Organism: Lactuca saligna
Lineage: Eukaryota; Viridiplantae; Streptophyta; Magnoliopsida; Asterales; Asteraceae
Source: the annotation of a GenBank genome assembly
ACUGAAGGCCCUACUUGCGAUUUACAGUGAGACAAAGAAGAGGAGACAACCAUCCCCAAAUUCCUCUUUCUCUAUUUCAUCUCUAUAAUUCAAUCAUGCCAUCAGGUGCUAAGAAGCGAAAAGCUGCCAAGAAGAAGAAGGAGGUUAAUAACUCAUCCACAACUAACCCUCAUCAGGGGGAGAAUGAGGUUUCACAGGACAACCAAAACGCUCAAGAUCCAUCGGUAGAGGUGGAGAACAGAGCAGACGAUUCAUCCGAAAUCAAAUCUAAGGACGCAAACGGGGAAGAAACUAAUAUUGAGAUUGAAACAGGUGAGAAACCCAAGAGCUCAAAUGGUAGUACUUCGAGUUCUAGCGAUAAUUCAGAUGAGGAUUCAAAUGAGAAGAAAGAAGUUGUUCUUGAACCUGAAGCUGAACCGACAACUGAUAAAGCUGAAGAGCUGGAGAUUCCCCCCAUUGUGGAUCCAGUUGAUGAAACCAAAGCUCCAGUAGUUGAAUCUUCGCCUGAAACAAUACCUGAUGAAGUUGUAGAACCUGAGGUUUCCCCCAUUGUUGAACCAGUUAACCCUGUCGAUCCUUCAUUACAAGAGGCAGUAAAAGUGUAUGAUGAAACAAAGAACCAAGAGAGACAAGAAUUAGUUGCGCCUGAAACUCCUGAAGCUGUAGAAGAACAGAUUACCAUUAGUGAAGAUGCUUUGAAGGAUGAAAUCCCAAUUUCUAGUGUAGAUGAAUCAGUUUCAAAAGAUGUUGUCGAAUUGUCUACAAAAGAUCAUGCAGAUACAAUUGAGCACUCUGAUAGACACCUAAAACAGGCAGUUGUAGAUCCACCUCCAAUUUCACUAGAAGAGAGAAAAUUGACUUCAUGGACAAAUUGCUGUGGAAUGUUUGAGGUGUUUGCAGGGUCACAGAGAAAAUUGAUCAUAUAAAAAGGCAUGGAGUUGCUAGUCAUUUCAUGAAUCUUGUUCAAACUACAAAACAUAGGUUUUGUUCCCGAAGAAGAGAGCUUCACCAAAUUCUGUUCACUGUUUACUGUGUUUUUAUUAUUAUUAUUUUUUUCUUUUUCUCUCAUGACACAAAAUAGUAUAUUUUUUUCUUUUUUCAGUUUUAUUUUUGUGGGUGUGUUGUUAUGGAGCUAUUUUUUUUUUUUUUUUUGUGUG